Molecule: messenger RNA, 4833 nt
Organism: Ustilago hordei
Lineage: Eukaryota; Fungi; Basidiomycota; Ustilaginomycetes; Ustilaginales; Ustilaginaceae
Exons: 1
Coding region: 1-4833 (1610 amino acids)
Biological process (GO): maturation of SSU-rRNA from tricistronic rRNA transcript (SSU-rRNA, 5.8S rRNA, LSU-rRNA)
Cellular component (GO): intracellular anatomical structure; nucleolus
Molecular function (GO): RNA binding; ATP binding
Source: RefSeq, a predicted model, not a curated record
AUGAAGAAGCCAGUCCGAGAGCGAUACAACGCCAAAGCGCGGCGUUCAUCCGUCGGUGGCUCAUCCCAUAAGAACAAGCGCUCCCUACGUCAACGCGAGGCUGAUGCCUACGACUCCAACACACAGCUCAUCGUCCCUGGUAGCCAAGAGGAUCUCCAGCGAAAGCAAGCAGAGCAGCAGAGAAGAGAGCUGCUCGAAUCCUCCGGUCAGGAUGCAUCAGCUCCUAUGUCCUCCAAGAAGCGCAAGCGUCUUGAUGCCUACAUCGCUUCCCGUCUCAAGAAGGAGGAACGCGUCAAGAUCAUGCAGAAGCUCGCUCAGACUUCAGCCGAGGUCGAUCGAACUACGCUCAAGUCUGCGGCCACAUUAGGUACUGGCAGAGCAAAGACAAUGGAGGAGAGGAUAGAUACUGCAGGUCAAAAGGCCGACAGGAGUGCAAAGCGACGCAGGAAAACCAUGAAUGGUGCUGCUAUGCAGAUCGAGGAAGAUGACGAUGAUGCUGAUCUUGAUGAUAUCCAUCAUGACAAAGCAUACAGUGAGGCCGACGAUGAUCAAUAUGAGGGCAAUUUUACACCACCAGAAGAUGUAGAGGACGAUGGCGAGGACCAUGGCCCAGUCGGUGAGGUCGAGGAAGACCCAGCUCGAAGAGCAAGGAUCAUUGCUGCAGCAAGUCUAUUCGACAAGUCAAAGCAGCCGGCAGCCACCACUACAGCUUCAUCAACAUCGGCUCCCGUUCUCGGCUCUGCUCUCGCACCAACACUUGCAAAGGAUGCCAAUGGCAAUCCCAUCAUGCCCGCUAUGCGCAAACGAACCAAGAAGCCUAAGACUACGCGACGUAUCAACGCCGCCACUCGAUUGCAGCAAGCCGGUGAGAGCGACUCUAGCUUCGACAGCUCCCAAUCCGAGUCCGACUCUGUCGCUGCCUCUGCAUCCCGCUCCCGAUUGAUAGAGAAGGAUGUCAUUGGACCAGCACCUCGCGCAUCCCUCUCGAGGAAAAACCAGGAGAAGCGAAUGGCUCAAGAGCAGGGGCAGCAGCAACAAGUCGACGUCAAAGGCAACGCAAAGGCUGCCGUGUCUGGACCGCGCUGGCACCAGCAAGACUCUGACGAUGAGAAGGAUGCAGCUCCGCUCGACCGAGAUAUCGUAGAUGACGAGGCUGUGGACCAAGACGACUCGGACGUCGGCUCAGAAGAGCCUGAUACAGACCAAGACGAAGAGGCGGUCUUCCUGGAAGCUAUGCGACGUAGGCGAUUGUUGCCAUCGAGAGCAUCUUCAAUUAAUGAGGCACACGCUUCUUCCUCCGCCAACUCAAGCGAGUGCAAGUCCAAGGAUGAUGCCACGCAGGUAGAGCAGGAGGAUUCUAAAGACGAUGAAGAUGAAGAAGACGAAAGCGACGACGAUACGUCUGACAGUGACCAAGUCGUAGAUAACGAGGAAGAUCUUGAUGACGAUGAGCAAGACGACGAUGACGAUGAAGAGGCUACCGAAGAGUACCGCUCUCGUCGACGCGGCAUCAGUACCACAAAGCGCAGCUCUGGCUUCAAAGACUGGGCUCGUGCUGCUCUUGGCAUCCGAGGUUCCGCCGGACCCGCUGCUGCCAAGAAUGAAUCGGCAGACGGUGGCCAAGAAGACGACACUGCCUACAACCUCGAGCCUGUCGCAGGCUUCAAGAUCAAGGUUGGCGACAUUAUGCCCAAGGAUGGUGUUGCACGUGGUCCCCUCGGUCGUGAUGAGGAGAAUGUACGGCAGCGCUCGGCAUUUGCUGCCAAGCACUAUGCUGAGCUCGAGGCUGCUGUCGCAUCUGAAAAAGCUCAAGGGAAGCCAGAGUCUAACGACGUCGCCUCCAGCUCCAAGCCAGGUGCCAGCACAGCAAGCACCACAGCACCCAACGUCUUGACCCAUGUCGAAGUUCAACGCUCCGAAGGGCUCACCGUAGCCCGCCUCCGUCUCCCCGUCGUAGCCGAAGAAGACACCAUUGUGCGCACCAUUAUGGAGAACGCCGUCACCGUCAUCUGCGGUGAGACCGGUUCAGGUAAAACCACCCAAGUACCUCAGUUCCUCUACGAAGCUGCCUUCGGCUCAAAGAACAGUCUCAACCCGGGCAUGAUCGGUGUCACCCAACCACGUCGUGUUGCUGCCGUCAGCAUGGCUCAGCGUGUCGCAUCCGAGCUUAGCCUACUCGCAGACCGAGUUUCGCAUCAGAUCCGGUACGAUGCCACCGUCAGCGCGGAUACAGCGAUCAAGUUCAUGACCGAUGGUGUCCUGUUGCGAGAGCUAGCGACCGACUUUUUGCUGUCCAAGUACAGCGCUAUUAUGGUCGAUGAGGCGCACGAACGCAGUAUCAACACAGAUGUGUUGAUUGGUGUGCUUAGCCGUGUUGUGCGGUUGCGCGAGAAGAGGUGGUUGCAAGGUGUGGCUGAUGCGCGACCGCUAAGGCUUAUUAUUAUGAGUGCGACGCUUCGGGUGUCUGACUUCACGGAGAAUACGACACUAUUCCCCAUCCCCCCUCCAGUGAUCAACAUCGGAGCACGUCAACAUCCCGUUACGGUUCACUUUAACCGCAAGACUGUCCAGGACUACAUCACCGAGUCCAUCAAGAAAGCAACCAAGAUCCACGCGCGCUUGCCACCAGGAGGCAUUCUCAUCUUCCUCACCGGUCAACAGGAGAUUACGACCGUCUGCAAGAAGCUCGAAAAGCGAUUCGGAAGAAAGGCGAUCGCACAGAAGAACAAGGAUCGAGAGCGCGUGCAGGGCAAACACAAGAAUCGUCGCACCGACAAUGACGAUGAUGACGGAGGCGAGAGCAAGGCUGAAAAAGUCAGCAUCACCGCUCGAGAUGGCGAUGUCGAGGCGGAAGAGGUUGAUCUUGGUCUCGACCGUGACUUGGCUGCUGAUGUCGAUGAUGGUGCGAUGGCAGAUGGAGACGAUCCAGAUGCACUCGACACCGACGACGAAGCGGGCGGCAGCGACAGCGAAGCCGAAGCCCGACACGACGAUGACCUCCCCGACGAGCUCAAGGACGACACUGACGUUCCUAUGCACAUCUUACCACUCUACUCUCUUCUCCCCUCCGAAAAGCAAAUGCGCAUCUUCGAAGCGCCUCCCGUCGACACUCGUCUCGUCGUAGUAGCAACUAAUGUCGCCGAAACCUCUCUCACCAUCCCGAACAUCCGCUACGUCAUCGACUGCGGUCGAUCCAAAGAACGCCAGUACGACCUCAUCAGCGGUGUUCAAUCCUACCAAGUCUCUUGGAUUAGUAAAGCUUCCGCAUCCCAACGAGCGGGUCGUGCUGGUCGUACCGGGCCUGGUCACUGUUACCGUCUCUAUUCCUCAGCGGUUUACGAAGAUCAUUUGACACAGUUCAGCAGUCCAGAGAUCUUGCGCACACCCGUGGAUGGCCUGGUAUUGUCGAUGAAGGCGAUGAACAUUGAUAAUGUGGCGAACUUCCCCUUUCCCACACCACCGGACAGGAUUGCGCUCAAGAAAGCAGAACAGAUUCUUACUCACCUCGGUGCGCUUGAGGCUCCCGCUGUCGCUUCAGUCAGUAUCGGGAAGAACAAACGCAAGCUCAAUCACGCUCAAGUUACGGAGCUGGGUCGAACAAUGACACUGUUCCCCGUCUCGCCGAGAUAUGGAAAGAUGCUGGCGCAAGGGCAGCAGCAUGGUUGUUUGCCGUACAUUGUGGCUAUGGUCGCUGCGUUGAGUAUUGGCGAUCCUUUCAUUCGCGAGCAGUUGAUCGAGGAGGAGUAUGGGGAGCGCAGAGCGAAGAAUGCAGAUGCUGAAGGUGGUGAGGGUGGCGACCGAGACGACUACGAUCGAGCAUUUGGUAAGAUGGACGGUGACGAAGAACUUGGUUCCGAACUACAGCAUCUCACUAACAGCGAAAAAUUGGACCAGGAACGACGCAAAGCAAGACGUGCAAAGUACUUUGCCACCAUGAGAAAGUUCGAGGCGCUUGGAGCUGGACUUUCCGACACGUUCCGCCUGCUGAGCGUGGUGGGAGCGUACGAGUAUGCUGGAGGAAGCCUUUCGUUUUGUGACAAGAACUUUCUCAGACCGAAAGCCAUGGAAGAAAUCCACAAGCUUCGUGCUCAACUCUGCAGUCUCAUCUGCUCCACUUUCCCGGACCUUUCCUCCUCGCUUUCUAAUCCCAAGCUGGCACCACCGAACGAAGCGCAACUCAAAGUGAUCCGCCAGCUUAUCGCAUCAGCCUACAUCGACCAGGUCGCAGUCCGAGCUGAUCUCAUCUCAAACGAAAGUGUCGUUUCAUCGUCCGUAGUCAACUCUGACGAACGCACCAACCAGAUGCUUUACCGUCUUCGCACCAAAGGCGGUGGAGACAGAAUGCAGUCCACCCGCGGAGUGCCCUACAAAGGCAUGGGUGUACCCGGAUUCGCCUUCAUCCACCCGACUUCUUCUUUCUACCACACAACUCCUCCUUCCUGGGUCGUGUUCUCCGAGGUGCAGAAGAGUAACUCGAAAUUCGCCAAGACGAUCGAGGAAGAAGAAGCAGGCGCAGGAGAAACAGUCUGGUUGAAGACUCUGACGAAGAUCAACCCGGUUUGGCUAGCUAGGUUGGGUAAAGCGCUGUGCACGUUCAGCAAGCCGACUCCUGUUGCUGGUAGUGGGGAGUUGGACAAGUUGAAGGAGAAUCUGCAGGCGGUGAAGGCGGGUCAACAGAAAGCUGGCGAGUCGACAAGAGAUGUGCUUGUGACACCGAGGUAUGCUGUGGGAAGUGAGAAUGAUGGUAUGGCUGGCGGAUUGGGGUGGCAAUUGCCUGCGAUUAAGGCCAAACAAAAGUUCGUUGACGGAAGAUGGGUGUUGCUUCUCCCUUAG